Candida tropicalis MYA-3404 is the source of this 1725-nucleotide messenger RNA. RefSeq names its product Sld1p (gene SLD1). The transcript has a single exon. Gene Ontology annotation, cellular component: membrane. The record is from RefSeq and is a predicted model, not a curated record. NCBI's taxonomy places the organism in Eukaryota, Fungi, Ascomycota, Pichiomycetes, Serinales, Debaryomycetaceae. The coding region runs from base 1 to 1725 and encodes 574 amino acids. Gene Ontology annotation, biological process: lipid metabolic process. Gene Ontology annotation, molecular function: oxidoreductase activity, acting on paired donors, with oxidation of a pair of donors resulting in the reduction of molecular oxygen to two molecules of water.
AUGGAGGCGGAGAAAAGACCUAGAAAGAUACUUUCAAGAAGUCAAAUUAUUGAUUUAAUAUCUGAAGGAAAAGUUAUUGUCAUUUAUGAGAAUAGUGUAUUAAAUUUAACUCCUUGGAUUAAAAGACACCCUGGUGGAGAAUUAGCAGUUCAUCAUAUGGUUGGUAGAGAUGCCACUGAUGAAAUGAAUGCUUAUCACAGUGAUGAAUCUAUUGGCAUUUUUAAAAGAUAUAAAAUAGGAGAACUUGAGUCUAAAUCUUGGGAGAAUUUAUUACCUCCUAUUCAAGGAGGUAUUUAUUCAAAAGGAAAUUAUAAUUCAAGCAGAAGUAAAUUAGAAUCUAAAUUAGAUAAAGAUAGUUCUAAUUCAAAUUCAGAAACUGAAAAUUUUUCAGAUAGUUCUAUUAGUGAUGUGGAAAUUAGUACCAAGGAAAAUAAAGGAGUUGGAUAUACUCCUUUAGUUAAACCAGUUGUUCCUCAAAAUCAAAUGGUUACUAAAGAAAACAAAGAGAUAUUAUUCCCUAUUAUUACAGAAGAUAUUAAAAAGAAAGUCAUAAGAGAUCCGAAAAUAUUAAUGAAUAAUUAUGAUAAUGAGUUGAGUCAAAAUGAUGUCAUGCAACUUCCUUCUUUAGAUUAUAAAACCCAAAGAUUAUUAAGAGACAAAUAUGUUGCAUUACAUGAAGAUAUUAUUCGUAUGGGAUUAUAUGAUUGUAAUUAUUGGGAUUAUGUUCGAGAAGUUGUUAAAAUCGGUUCACUUUUCCUUUAUUCUUUGUCAUUUUUGAAAUUAAAUCAUUUGUUUCUUAGUGCACUUUUCAUGGGAAUGGCAUGGCAUCAAGGUACUUUUAUUGCCCAUGAUGCAGGUCAUGUUUCUAUAACUCAUAAUUAUCAACUUGAUAAUCUAUUUGGAAUGUUAAUUGCUGAUUUUUUUGGUGGAUUAAGUUUAGGAUGGUGGAAAAGAAAUCAUAAUGUUCAUCAUUUGAUAACUAAUGAUCCGGUUCAUGAUCCAGAUAUUCAACAUUUACCAUUUUUUGCAGUUAGUGUGAGAUUAUUUCAAAAUGUUUAUUCUACUUAUUAUGAAAGAAUUUUACCGUUUGAUAAAUUUGCUCAAUUUUUAAUUCCAUUUCAACAAUAUUUAUAUUAUCCAAUUUUAUGUUUUGGUAGAUUUAACUUGUAUAGAUUAUCGUGGACUCAUUUGAUCAAAGGUGAAGGUCCACGUCAUGGUAAAGCAGCUUGGUUUAGAUAUUUUGAACUUGUUGGAUUGAGUUUUUUCUUUUAUUGGUUUUUCUAUGUAUUGGUGUUUAAAACUAUCGAAGGAGGUUGGAAUAGAUUCAAUUAUGUUAUGAUUAGUCAUAUUGCAACCAUGUUGGUUCAUGUUCAAAUUACAUUAUCACAUUUUGCCAUGUCAACUUCAGAUUUAGGAGUUAGUGAAUCAUUCCCAUCAAGACAACUUCGAACUACAAUGGAUGUUGAUUGUCCAAAAUGGUUAGAUUUCCUUCAUGGUGGAUUACAAUUUCAAGCUAUUCAUCAUUUAUUUCCAAGAUUACCACGUCAUAAUUUAAGAACUGCACAACCUUUUGUUAUUAAAUUUUGUGAAGAUGUUGGAUUAAGUUAUUCUAUUUAUGGAUUUGGGGAAGGUAAUGAUAUUAUUAUUGGGAAAUUGGCAGAUAUUGGUAAACAAUGUUCAAUUAUAUUAGACGCUACAAAACAAUACGACGGAGAUUUGGUUUAG